AGACAUAAAAAUAGAAAUAAUAAAAAAUAUAAUGAUAUAGAGUGCCGCAAGUACCCUUUUUUGCUCAUAUUUUUUCCCGGUUUGCAAGUGCAACUACGCCGUCUACAACGACUCCUUUGUUUCGCCAACUGCACACUCUUGAGGAGUCCCCAUAUAUAUUUUUUCUUACUUUUCCUUUUCCCUUUUUAUUUCUAAUUUUCAAAUUCCCUCUCUGCUAUUAUUUUAAGUUUAUUGUAUUUCGAAUUGUUUCUUUUUAGUUACAAACUGCUCCGGUAACUUGAAAGAAGCUAGCGGGCAAGGGUUUUAGUUUUGGAUGUUUGUUAUUGAUGGCUGAUGCGAGAAGAAACGACCACGUUUUCUCCUCGGAAGUCGGGAUACCUUCCGGACUGAAUCGGAUCAAGACCCCACGAGUUCUUUUGAAGGAACAACCGAGUUCGAAACCGGGCGAGUUGAACGAGUCGAGGACUUCGAAGAACAAACAGAAGUCAGUCGCCCGUGGACAUGGCCAAAAAUCAGGAAAGAAGAUGGCACGGUGGCUUUUGUCUUAUAUUUCAAGGAAUUCCACUCAAGCCUUCAAUAAUGUUACAAAUAUUGAGGAUGGUGUCUCAGAAGUUAAGACACGUGACAGAGAACCUGUGAGAACUAAACUUGGCUACAUGGAAAAUAAGAAUGGAAAGCAAUCUUCAGCUGAGAAUGCAUGCUAUAGAAUAGUGUCAAAAGGUCUAAAGAGUUUUUCGCAUGAAUUAGGACCUAAGGGUGGUAUUCCAUCUGUGUAUCCUCGAGCCCACAGUUACAAUGAUUUAAAGGAACUAUUUGGUUCAUUACAUUCAAGAUUUGAUGCUGCUAAAGAGGUGGUAGACACGGAGCUGGCUACUUUUGCUGGGGAUGUGAUGGAUGUUCUUCAGACCAUAGACUCCUCAUCUCCAGAGGGUCGCAAAAUGGCAGAAGAUCUUCUGCUUCUUGCCCAGCAAUGUGUUGAAAUGACCUGUACUGAAUUUCGUCUUAAGUGUGAAACAAUAGUUCAAGAUUUGACAGAAAAAAGACAACAAUGUCAAACAGUAUUGGUGAAGUGGCUGUGCACGCGUAUGCUCUUUAUUUUGACACGCUGUACAAGGCUUUUGCAGUUUCAGAAAGAGAAAGAACCAAUUGAUGAGAAUUCUCUUAACAAAUUUAAGAAAUGUUUAGAAAGCAUUCCUGCUGUUGAAAUGAGCUGGUCUCUCACUUCCGAAGUUGCUGAUUCUCAUUCAGCUAAUGCUGUGCAUCAGAAGGCUGGUGGUGAACACAAUUUGCAGGGACAGAAUAAGGUGCCUCUUUUCCCUGAGCCAGCUGGACGGAAUGGUAUAACUUCUGGAAAAGGUUCCACUAAUGCUGAGAAAAUUUCAGUUGCGCAGGGAUCUCAGUCUGAUUUUACUUCACAGGAGCAACAAUUUUGUCACCCUGGUGGUCAUUUUAUAGGGGAUUCAAUGACAAAUUUCUGUUAUAGUUCACUUGAUGAGCACAACCAUAAUUUUCAUGGUUCACUUAGUGAGCCUGAACAAACACUAGAUGGAUCUGACUCAGUGAUCUGUAGAAUAUGUGAGGAAGCUGUACCUAUUUCUCAUUUAGAAUCUCAUUCUUAUAUAUGUGCAUAUGCGGAUAAAUGUGCACUGAAUUGUAUAGAUGUAGACGAAUGCCUAGUAAAGCUGGCAGAAAUAUUGGAACUGAUUAUAGAGUCACGGAAUUUGAAUUCCAUUGGGAGCCCCGAGAAUUCAAGAAUGCAAAAUUUGAGCUCUGCAGUUACAUCUGAAGGUUAUUCUCCCAAGAUAAGUGAGUGGCGAAACAAGGGUGUUGAAGGAAUGUUUGAGGACAUACAUGAGAUGGACACUGCCAGUAUUGAGGAUUCUCAUCUAGCUUCUAUUGACUUUAAGGGCCAUUUGGGCAUGAGGCUUGGCAACCAUGGAGCGUCAUCCUCAACUGGGAGCAUGACAUCACUAUCCUCUACGAAUACUCCAAGAGGAAGUCACUUUGAUUCUUUCUGGUUGGAGCGUAACAAUCCUUCUGAACUAGAGGAUUUGCAACAGAUGGUUGACCUUGCAGAUAUAGCUCGUUGUGUAGCAGACACAGACUUGUUGAAAGAAGGGUCUCAUGAGUUCUUGCUUGCAUGCAUGCAAGACUUGCAGGAUGUUUUACGGCAUAGUAAGCUUAAAGCUCUUGUAAUAGAUACUUUUGGAGGCCGAAUAGAAACUCUUCUGAGGGAGAAAUGUAUACUUGCUUGUGAAGCAACAGAUAUAAAAAGUCCAACGAGUUGCAUUGAACAAAGAGAAAACUCUAGACAUCUCUCAGAUAAUGCAUCUCAAAGGAGCACGGUGUCAACUCCUUUACAUAUGUCCCACAAAGAGAGAACAACAAUAGAUGAUUUUGAGAUCAUCAAACCAAUUAGCAGAGGUGCCUUUGGUAAAGUCUUUCUUGCACGCAAACGGACGACAGGUGACCUAUUUGCAAUAAAGGUUCUCAAGAAAUUGGAUAUGAUACGUAAAAAUGAUAUUGAGCGUAUAUUAGCUGAACGGAAUAUUCUAAUAGCAGUUCGGAACCCUUUUGUGGUUCGAUUUUUUUAUUCAUUCACCUGUAGAGAUAACCUCUAUUUGGUUAUGGAAUAUCUCAAUGGUGGUGACCUAUACUCAUUACUCAGAAAGGUUGGAUGCCUUGACGAAGAAGUAGCUCGAACAUAUAUUGCGGAGCUGGUUCUUGCUUUAGAGUAUCUCCAUUCCGUUGGAAUUGUGCAUCGUGACUUGAAACCAGACAACAUACUAAUUGCACAUGAUGGUCACAUUAAGCUUACAGACUUUGGACUAUCAAAAAUUGGCCUCAUAAACAACACAAUUGAUUUAUCUGGACCUGAAACAACUGGAACAACUUCAUUAGACACUUGUAAUCUACAUAAGCAACAAAUGGAGGAUAGAAGUCGGCACUCAGCAGUUGGGACACCUGAUUACCUGGCCCCUGAAAUUCUUCUUGGCACUGAGCAUGGUUAUGCUGCGGACUGGUGGUCAGUGGGUAUAAUCUUGUUUGAGUUCAUAACAGGAAUUCCACCUUUCGCUGCUGAAUGCCCUGAGAUAAUUUUUGACAACAUUCUGAACAGAAAGAUUCCAUGGCCAUCUGUGCCUAGUGAGAUGUCCUAUGAGGCUCAAGAUCUAAUUAACAGGUUGCUUACACAUGAUCCUAAACAGCGGUUAGGAGCAAAUGGAGCAACUGAGGUAAAAGCACAUGCUUUUUUCAAUGGAGUUAACUGGGAUAGUCUUGCAUUGCAAAAGGCUGCCUUUGUACCACACACUGAUAGUGCAGAUGACACCAGCUAUUUUUUAUCACGUUUUAGUCAAAUUUCCGGCGGAAUCCCUGAGAAUGAAUGUAGCAGUUCUGAUAAUGAGACUUAUGACUCAGGAUCAAAUACUGGACCGGAGAUGGAUGAAUGCGGUGACUUAGCAGAGUUUGAUUCCUCUCCUCUUAAUCUCUCAUUAACAAAUUUUUCCUUUAAGUAUUUGUUUUGCAGAACUUGUCACAAUUGGCAUCAAUAAAUCAUGAUGUUCUCGUACAAUCUGGGAAGGAUUCAGCCAAGUCCUCUCCAUCCAGAGGUUUAGGGAUAUAGCUUCAAAUUCAUUGUUGAAUCUAGUACCAAAGGUAUCUUUUCAUAAAUCCAUGUCUUUGGAUCAUUUAUUUUAAUCAAAAUGAUCGAUGAAAGGGAAGAGAAAAUGGUUCAAGCGACCCUAAAUACUUAAGAGAGUUUCAUACCUACUUUUAGGUAGCGUUUGUGCUUUCUCAAGUUAUGAUUUCAAUAGAUUGUGAUUGAUGGGAAAAUUACUUCACAACUUUUGGUAUAAAUCGAAAGAUAUUGUUUAAAGUCCCAUAAAA
Molecule: messenger RNA, 3885 nt
Organism: Gossypium arboreum
Lineage: Eukaryota; Viridiplantae; Streptophyta; Magnoliopsida; Malvales; Malvaceae
Product: probable serine/threonine protein kinase IRE4
Exons: 17
Coding region: 327-3551 (1074 amino acids)
Biological process (GO): peptidyl-serine phosphorylation; intracellular signal transduction
Molecular function (GO): ATP binding; protein serine/threonine kinase activity
Source: RefSeq, a predicted model, not a curated record